CCCUCCUCCCGGCGCGCUGUUGCUGCGGCGGCGGCGGCGGCAACGGUCGAAGCCCCGCGCUGAAGAGAGGCCCUGGCCGACCUGGCGGCCUGGAGGCCGCGAGAGGCGGAGGCCGGGCCGCCCUCCCGCGCCGCGGGAGCGGAGGGGAGGAGGCGGACGCCGGAGACCCCCGCCCGGUGGCCGGGAAGGUGGGGGAGGUUCCGUGCACCUCCUGCCCGCCCGCCGCCGCCGCCCCGCUGGCCCUGCGGCCGCCGCCGCCGCCACCGCCGCCGCCUCGGGUUCCCGCCGCGAGCCCGGCGGCCCCGGCCGGGGAGGGAGGGCGGCGUGCGCGCCCCGAGCCGCCCGAGAUGGCGGGAGGGCACUGCGGCACCUUCGCUGCGGCGGCGGCCGGCAGCGGCGAGAUCGUGCAGCUGAACGUCGGCGGGACCAGAUUUAGUACCUCAAGGCAGACUCUCAUGUGGAUUCCAGAUUCGUUUUUUUCCAGCUUGUUGAGUGGAAGAAUUUCAACACUUCGAGACGAAACUGGUGCAAUAUUUAUAGAUCGAGACCCAGCAGCAUUUGCACCCAUUUUAAAUUUUCUUCGGACAAAAGAACUGGACUUACGAGGAGUGAGUAUUAAUGUUCUCAGGCAUGAAGCCGAAUUUUAUGGGAUCACUCCAUUAGUACGAAGGCUUCUCUUAUGUGAAGAACUGGAGCGGUCAUCUUGUGGCAGUGUGCUUUUUCAUGGCUACUUGCCUCCACCAGGUAUUCCUAGUCGAAAAAUAAACAACGCAACUAGAUCCUCUACUGAUUCUAGGAAUGGACUAAAUUCUACAGAGGGUGAAGCUCGAGGAAAUGGUACCCAGCCCAUUCUCUCUGGAACUGGAGAAGAGACUGUUAAGUUAGGAUUUCCCGUGGAUCCACGGAAGGUGCUGAUAGUAGCUGGCCAUCACAACUGGAUUGUAGCUGCAUAUGCCCAUUUUGCUGUAUGUUACAGAAUCAAAGAAUCUUCAGGAUGGCAACAAGUGUUCACAAGCCCGUACUUAGACUGGACUAUUGAACGAGUAGCUUUGAAUGCAAAAGUGGUCGGAGGGCCACAUGGGGACAAGGACAAAAUGGUUGCUGUUGCCUCGGAGAGUAGCAUCAUCUUAUGGAGUGUCCAAGAUGGAGGAAGUGGAAGUGAAAUUGGAGUGUUCAGCCUUGGCGUUCCUGUAGAUGCUCUCUUCUUUAUUGGUAACCAGUUGGUGGCCACGAGUCACACAGGGAAAGUGGGAGUGUGGAAUGCCGUCACUCAGCACUGGCAGGUUCAAGAUGUUGUUCCUAUAACUAGUUAUGACACUGCUGGGUCAUUCCUGCUACUGGGAUGUAAUAAUGGAUCAAUAUACUACAUAGAUAUGCAGAAGUUCCCUUUGAGAAUGAAGGAUAAUGAUCUUCUUGUAACUGAACUUUACCAUGAUCCUUCAAAUGAUGCUAUUACUGCUCUGAGUGUUUACCUCACACCCAAAACAAGUGUCAGUGGUAACUGGAUUGAGAUUGCCUAUGGUACGAGCUCUGGAGCAGUACGAGUAAUUGUACAGCACCCAGAGACAGUUGGGUCAGGCCCUCAGCUUUUCCAGACUUUCACGGUUCACCGAAGUCCUGUUACAAAAAUCAUGCUAUCAGAGAAGCAUCUUGUAUCAGUCUGUGCAGAUAAUAAUCAUGUCCGGACAUGGACAGUAACACGAUUCAGAGGAAUGAUCUCUACUCAGCCAGGUUCUACUCCUUUAGCAUCAUUCAAGAUACUGUCUCUGGAGGAAACAGAAAGUCAUGGAAGCUAUUCCUCUGGAAAUGACAUAGGGCCUUUUGGAGAACGAGAUGAUCAACAGGUAUUUAUCCAGAAAGUUGUUCCCAUCACAAACAAACUGUUUGUAAGACUCUCAUCUACUGGGAAAAGAAUCUGUGAGAUCCAGGCUGUUGACUGUACUACAAUAUCCUCAUUUACAGUCAGAGAAUGUGAGGGAUCCAGUAGAAUGGGCUCAAGGCCAAGGCGCUACUUGUUCACAGGCCACACUAACGGCAGCAUCCAAAUGUGGGAUCUGACCACCGCUAUGGAUAUGGUUAACAAAAGUGAAGAUAAGGAUGUAGGUGGUCCGACUGAAGAAGAGCUACUCAAAUUACUGGAUCAGUGCGAUUUGAGCACAUCUCGCUGUGCUACCCCGAACAUCAGUCCCGCCCCGUCAGUGCUUCAGCAGAGCCGUCUGCGUGAGUCAAACUCUAGCCUUCAGCUCCAGCACCAUGAUACCAUCCAUGAAGCUGCUACUUACGGUUCCAUGAGGCCUUACAGAGAGAGUCCUUUGUUAGCAAGAGCAAGAAGGACUGAGAGCUUUCACAGUUACAGGGACUUCCAGACUAUUAAUUUAAACAGAAAUGUAGAGAGAGCUGUCCCUGAAAAUGGUAGCUUGGGUCCAAUACAAGCUGAAGUAAAGCGGGGAACAGCGGAAUGUAAUGUGUCUGAGAAAAAGUCUCCUGGCCCAGAAAUAAAAAGUUUCAGAGAAUCAGAUAGUGGAUUGGAUGUGCAUAAAGUAGCUGAAGGUUUUAUAGAAUCCAAGAAAAAGUCAUCAGAAGAUGAAAAUGACAGUAAAGUGGAAUUAAGGAAGAAAGGAGGACUUGAAGGAGGAGGAUUCCUUGGAAGAAGGAAAGUUCCCUACCUGGCGUCAUCACCAAGUACGUCUGACGGAGGGACCGACUCGCCUGGUACUGCAUCCCCGUCUCCUACAAAGACCACUCCAUCUCCUCGGCAUAAAAAAGGUGAUUUUUCAGGUCAAGAGUACAGCUUGUGAAAACUCACCAAAAUGAAUAGCUGUUUUCUUAAGUUAGAUGAAGGUUAAGCUUCACUGGAUUUCAAUACAUUAGUUUUUACACCAAAACUUUACAAAUUAAAAAUGGACUUCACUUAGUAUCUUUUUAACAGAAUUAUCUGGAAUAAGAAGAUAGAAUAUAUCUCUUUUGACCUUUUGGAAAAUUAUUUUUAGUUUUUCAAGUACAUGUGACAGAUCAUUUGUAAAGCAGGAGUCCAUUUCAAUAUUUAGUUACUUUGUGGAUUUUGGAAGCAUAGUACCCCCUCAGGUGGUGCACACAGAGAUGAGCACCCCUUACAGGGCGUGAGCCAGCAGGCUGCGUUCCUGACCUUGAUGAUGCUUGAGACUUACUUUGAAAUGUUAUGUUCAACAAAUCACAUACUUGUCUUUGGAACUUAGUCUCUGAACCCUUAUUGUAAUUGCAGAGUGUUUACCAGAUAUCUGAUGAGGUGCUAUGUUGUGAAAAAAUACGUAAUUCAAAAACACUAUCGAUGUUGAAUACCAGAUUACACUGCAUAUAGUAGUCAAGUCCCUUAGUGUAAUUUUGUUUUAAUUGUCGGUCAUUUUCUGAUUCUUGUUGUUGGAGUUCUUACAUCUUAGAAUCACUAAUAUUAAAUGCCAAAAAUCUAUUUAAACUCUCUUUAAAGUUGGAGCAAUUGUCUGUGUUUGAACAGAUGGAAUAAAAACAAUCAGGAAAGAGCUGUGUGUCCAGAAGAGAAAACUGUACCAGUUGCUAGUAUGUCUUGCGUUAGGAGCCACUGUAUUUUUUUGUGUAUGUUAAUAAUUGAUGUUAUUAUAUUAGAAUGUGACCAUUUUGUUGAGCUUAUGAGAAUGCGAUUCUGAAUUUUGGUUAAAUGUUUUGGCUACUGUUAAAAUGUUAUUUUAAAUAUAUUUUGAAUUGUAAGAACAAAAGGAAAAUUUUUGUACAACUUUUUUCAUUUAGUUGGAAUGAUUUUCAAGUUUCUGCAAAUAGGGUAAUUGUAAAUUUAAAACAUUAAGCAUUUAUUGGUGAAUAAUAUAUAUAUUCCCAUUCCAAGAAAUAUAAGUGAAGUUGAAAUAAAUUCUUUAAAGUUUACUAUAUUGCUAAUGGUUUCACAACAGUUCUCUUGUAUUUAUUUAUCAAGUCAAAUAAAAAUGAUCGAGACUA
This is a messenger RNA of Manis pentadactyla (Chinese pangolin), 3963 nucleotides long. It is a transcript of the gene KCTD3, whose product is annotated as potassium channel tetramerization domain containing 3. Gene Ontology annotation, biological process: protein homooligomerization. Gene Ontology annotation, molecular function: protein binding. Lineage: Eukaryota; Metazoa; Chordata; Mammalia; Pholidota; Manidae. Bases 348 to 2798 code for a protein of 816 amino acids. The record is from RefSeq and is a predicted model, not a curated record. The transcript is spliced from 18 exons.